Messenger RNA from Prionailurus viverrinus (fishing cat), 5686 nucleotides. It is a transcript of the gene SSC5D, whose product is annotated as scavenger receptor cysteine rich family member with 5 domains. The record is from RefSeq and is a predicted model, not a curated record. Lineage: Eukaryota; Metazoa; Chordata; Mammalia; Carnivora; Felidae. The transcript is spliced from 14 exons. Gene Ontology annotation, cellular component: membrane. The coding region runs from base 906 to 5534 and encodes 1542 amino acids.
AGCUCACGGCAGCCCCACUCCCUGCCAGCCUCUGACUCACGCUCCCCAUUACCGAAUUUUUUCCGCCUCACAGCUGCCUGGUGCAGAGAGAGUGGGGGGCGGGGGGAGCAAGUGUGUGUAUGUGUGUGUGUGUGUGUGUGUGUGUGUGUGUGUGUGUGGUGGCCCCCUCCCUCAGCCAAGACUGGACCCCUAGUCCUUCGGCCCGCCCCCACCCCCACCCCCAGCUCCCUGGAGUUCAACCACAGCUCCCACAGACAGGGGAUCAAAGAGUUUGCUUUGAACCCCAUCAGGGGGGACAGACAGGGGUUUCUGUCUCCUUUUCCAAUCAGGAAGUCCUUCCUGGUGUCUGGCUGCAAGCCUUCUUGCUGCUGAACCAUGAGCCCCAGAUGUACCGGGUCCCCAAGCCCAGCUGCUAGUUUGAAUCCACGCCCAGUCCGCUCCCUCCUGGUCUCCCCGUGUUCCCUGCUGGACAAGAGAGGAGCAGAUGGGUGGGUGCUGGUGCGUGCCCCCUCCCCCCCCCGUCACGUCCCUUUCCUGAGCAUCUCUAAGCACAGCGGGGUGCCUGGCCUGGAGUCUCUGGCUCCCAGUGGGAGUUUGCAGUAGGACACCCUCGCUCCCCACCGCCACCGCCACCCUCCUCCUCGCCAGGCCUCAGCUGCCGGCCAGCCCCCUCCCUCCCCCCACUCCUGUCCCCUGCUGCCGCUGCAGCCUCCGCAGGCAGCCUCUCUUCCUUCUGGCAAAGCGUCCAGCCCCUGCCUGCUCCUCCCCGGUCCAGGGCGCCUCUGGCAGGCGCUCCCCUCGCUCCCGCCCUCCCUCCCUCCUUCCCUCCCUCCGGUGGCCGCAGCCUCCUCCCCUCUCCAGCUUGCAUCCCCUUUCACCCUGUCCCUGCCUUGGAGUCUGCAAACAUGAGGGUCUUGGCCUGCCUUAUCGCAGCUCUGAUGGGGAUCCAGGCUGUUGAGAGGCUGCGUCUGGCCGACGGCCCCCACGGCUGUGCCGGCCGCCUGGAGGUGUGGCACGGCGGGCGCUGGGGGACCGUGUGCGACGAUGGCUGGGACCUGCGGGACGCCGCCGUGGCCUGCCGCGAGCUGGGCUGCGGGGGCGCGCUGGCCGCCCCCGGAGGCGCCUUCUUUGGGGAGGGCGCGGGGCCCGUGUGGCUGAGCGAGCUGGCCUGCCGGGGCAGUGAGGGCCAGCUGGGGCUCUGCCCCCAUCGCGGCUGGAAGGCCCACAUUUGCUCCCAUGAGGAGGACGCGGGCGUAGUCUGCGCAGGUCAGCGUGUGGCCAACUCCAGGGACGGGGACGAUCCACCUUCGAUCCUGGAGGGGGACCCCUGGCCGGGGCUGUCUGGGGAGCUGAGCCCUGGCUCGGAGGAGCCUCCAGGGACACACGCACCCCGCCCGGCCGGGACCCCACAGAACAGCUCCAGGAAGAAGGGUCCCCGGCCACCCAAGCAGGCCAAAUCCACCAGGGCCCCUCAGCUGACGGCCGGAGCCCCCCGACACGAGCGGCUGCGCCUUGUCUCGGGCCCCCACGGGUGCUCCGGUCGGCUGGAGGUGUGGCACGGCGGGCGCUGGGGGACCGUGUGCGACGACGGCUGGGACCUGCGGGACGCCACCGUGGCCUGCCGCGAGCUGGGCUGCGGGGGCGCGCUGGCCGCCCCCGGAGGCGCCAGAUUCGGCCCGGGCUCAGGGCCCGUGUGGAUGGAUGACGUGGGGUGUGGAGGCGGAGAGCAGGCUCUGCGGGACUGUCCCCGAAGCCCCUGGGGUCGGAGCAACUGUGACCACAGCGAGGAUGCGGGGUUGGUCUGCACGGGCCCAGCCCCCCGGCUGCGUCUGGCCGAUGGCCCCCACGGCUGUGCCGGCCGCCUGGAGGUGUGGCACGGUGGGCGCUGGGGGACCGUGUGUGACGACGCCUGGGACCUGCGGGACGCCUCCGUGGCCUGCCGCGAGCUGGGCUGUGGUGGCGCACUGGCCGCCCCCGGAGGCGCCUUCUUUGGGGAGGGGGCUGGCCCCAUCCUCCUGGAUGACCUUCGGUGUCGGGGUAACGAGACAGCCUUGCGAUUGUGCCCAGCACGGCCCUGGGGCCAGCACGACUGUCACCACCGGGAGGACGCCGGGGCCGUGUGUGACGGGAUGCCUCUUGGAUAUGUCCCUCCCACGGCCCCGGCGGCGGCGGACGGCAACCACUCUGCAUCCCGCGACGUGGCGUCCGGGCCCCCUCCCCCCACGGCGAGCCAGGCCUCGCGGACCGCAGGCGCCUCCCCUCCGCCUGCCUCCCCCACUGCCCUGCGGGAGCCUGGACCCGAAGCCGGCUCCCCCCAACUGCGCCUGGUGGCAGGGCCCAGCAGGUGUUCGGGCCGGCUGGAGGUGUGGCACGCAGGGCGCUGGGGGACGGUGUGUGACGACAGCUGGGACCUACGGGACGCUGCGGUGGUCUGCCGCGAGCUGGGCUGUGGCGGAGCUCGGCAGCCGGACCCUGCCGCUGGCCGCUUUGGCUGGGGGGCCGGCCCCAUCUGGCUGGACGACGUGGGGUGCUUGGGGACCGAGGCUUCGCUCUCUGACUGCCCCGCUGCGCCCUGGGGGAAGCACAACUGUGCUCACAAUGAAGAUGUUGGAGUCACCUGCACUGAGACCCCUGGCCUGGACUCUAUCUCAGACCCCUUCAGUUGGAGCUGGAUCCCUGGCCUGGGUAGAGAUCCGGACGCCUGGCUCCCCGGGGAGCUGGCCACCAAGCCCUCUGCGAGGCUGACCCCCAGCGUUCCUGAGAAAACCACCACCAAGGCCCCAGGGAAAAUGCCCAAGAGUACUAAGAAGUGGGUGACCAAAAAUGCAAAGCGACCGACCACUCAGCCCCCCGUGAUGCCAACCACUAAACAUUCCAGGGUCCUGGGCACCCAGAGGCCCCUUGAACUGACCUCACGGACCACCACAACCCUGACCACUGAGGCCUCCCACAGACCAGUUUCAGAGUCUACUGCAAAGCUGACCACUGGGGUCCCCCACGGGAUGACCUCACAUACCACUGCAACACGGACUCCCCGGGCCCCCCGAGAACGGACCUCUAAGGCCAUGGCAACGUCAACCACUCAAGGCCCCCGAGAGGUGACCUCUGAGGCCACCGCAACGCGAAUCCCUCUGACCCCCAAGGAGUCAUCAGCUGAGAUCCCAGCACAGGGUUCUCCAGAGUCACCCAGAGACCCAGCCCCCUCCCCCACUGGGAGCACCACUCGGGGAUCAGGCCCGUUCCGCGUGCGUCUGGCUGAUGGGCCCAACCGGUGUGCUGGCCGGCUGGAAGUGUGGCAUGCUGGGCGCUGGGGGACAGUGUGCGAUGACAGCUGGGACCUGCGGGACAGUACCGUGGCCUGCUGGGAGCUGGGCUGUGGAAGGGUCCGGGCCCGAGUGGGCAAAACCCACUACGGCCCCGGGACGGGCCCCAUCUGGCUGGAUGACGUGGGCUGCAAGGGAAUCGAGGCCUCGCUGAGUGACUGCCCUGCUGGGGCAUGGGGCCAGCACAACUGUGACCACGAGGAAGACGUGGGGCUCACCUGCACUGGCUACGCCGAUGAGGAUGAUUAUCCCCCCUGGACCUGGGAUCCCACCUCGGGAGAGGACCUGGCCAAGGGGACCACCGCCGCAGGGGUGCCUGGACACAUGCUCUCCUGGGGCACCACCAAAAGCCCAGGGGGACCCUCCCCAGCAACAAGGCGUCUUCCACACACAGGUGACAAGGAUGGUUAUGAGUCUUUUCGGACAUGGGAUACACCUUCAGGAGGGGCUCUGCCCAAGGGGACACCCACCACUCUUACCACUGGCACCACCCGGGACCCAGACCAUCCCUCUCCAGCUCCAAGGAUCCGUGGAGACACAGGUUCCGAGAGAAAACUGUGGCCCCAGCGUAGGCUGCUGCGCCCCACAUCGUCCCGGACGGUGCCCCCUGCCCCUUCCCCAGAUCCCUCCGCUUCGUCAGAGCCCCCGGGCUCACCGGUGACCUCCGUGACCUCCAACCCUGCGCCAUGGUUCAUUCCUGAGGCAGCUUCAACGCGGAAGGUGACCUCUGACCCUCCUGACACUUUGCCACCCAGCCCGGACCUGGCCUCCUGGACGAGCUCUGACCUCACCUUGACAACCCCUGGCCUCACUUUGUCUACCCCUGACGCCACUGUGAUUGCAGCAUCGCGGUCUGAUCUCUCACCUACCCCACCACCCACCUUGCCCAAAGAGCUGACCUCUGACCCCUCUGCACCAGAGGUGGUGACCCACCUUUUUUCUACCUCAGAGUUGACUACAGAAUCUGUCACAAUCCCAAACGUGGACACAGCUCCAUACCCCAACUCAGUUCCAGAUCAUUCCAGAUCCCCAGACCCCUCCAAGAGCCCCUACCCCACUACCACCCCUCACUCUGCCUUGACCUCUCACCCCUCUACUUCCACUACCUCUCAACCCACUACCACCUUUCCCCCAACUACAACACCUCAGUCCACCGCCACGCCUCACUCCACCACAACCCCUCACCCUACCACCACCCCUCAACCUGUUACACCCCCUCAACCCACCACACCCUCUCAACCCACCACACCCCCCCAACCCACCACACCCCUUUACCUUACCACAACCCCUCACCCCACCACAACCCUUCACCCUACCACAACCCCAUACCCCACCACGACUCCUCAGUCCACCACACCCCCUCAUUCUACCACUGCUCAACCCCCUACAACCCCCCACCCUAUCACAACCAGUUACCCUGCCACGACCCCUGACUCCACCAUGACCCCUCAUUCUACCACCUCUACUCAUCCCACCAUGACUGCUGACCCUACCUCAACCCCUGUGGUUACUGUCAAAUCUAUUCUAACUUCCUUGGGAACAGAGUUCUCUCCCACUCCAGCGCCAGCAGUCAAGCCCAGCCUGCACCCCUGGUUGACCUCCACGGGAGUCGCUCAUCUCUCUCAGAUGUCCAGCCUAGCGCCUUUUCCAGCCUCAGAGUCCAGCCACCCCAGGUCUUCUCCAGGCCCAAGCAUGGACACACUGUCCACUGAGGAUUUCCAACCACCAAGAAGCCAGAGCCCCAAACCAACUCCACCACCCACCCAGACCCCACACUCAGACUCUGACCCCACAGGGACCUCUGACCUCCAUCUGUCUUCCAUGGUCCACCCCUUGGAUCAACCUCCUCCUGACCAUUUCACCCUAAGACCAACCCCUGGGCAGGACCCAGAUCCCGUUGGCCCAUGUGUGACUCCAGCACCACCUGUAAAGGUCAUGGCCUGUGAGCCGCCUGCCCUGGUAGAGCUAGUGGCUGCUGUGAGGGAUGUGAGUGGCCAGCUGCAGAGGCUGACCCAGGUCUUGAAGCAGGACCAGCAGCAGCGCCAAGCUCUGGAACUGGGGCUGACUCAGCUGGUGGAGGCCACCCGGGGUCUGGGGCAGCUGGGUGAGGUUGUAAAGAGACUGGCCGAGAGAGCCUGGCCCCCCAGCACACCUGCACCAACCACCACCACCCCAGAGGAGGAAGAAAGGCCUCUGAGGGGAGAUGUGUGACCCUAUAUGGGAUUUGAGGGGCUUAAAAUGCUCCCAAUCAAAAAAUGAAAACCAAAGUAUCUAAUUAAAAACAAGAUAUCAAUGACAUUUGUGGGGACCUAGGGGAACCCCAGGGAGAUGGAAUCACAACAGUGACCUUGAUUUAUGAAUGA